AUGGCGGCGCCCUGGCCGCUGGGCCUCGGCAGGCUGCUCCGGGCGCUGCACCACGCCGCCCCGCCGCGGGACGUGCUCCUCUUCCAGCACGAACGGGGCCGCUUCUUCACCGUCCUCGGGCUCUUCUGCGCCGGCCAGGCCGUCUUCUGGGCCUCCCUGACCGCGGCAGCCCUGUCCGGGCCACCAGUCCCGGCCCAGCCUCGGGACGCGGACCGCCGGCGGGGGGACCUGCGCGCCGCGCUCUGGCGGUACGGGCUGGCUGCGGGCUGCGGUGCUGUCGGAACCCUGGUGCUGGCGGCCGGCCUGGUGUUCUCUCUGCGGUCCGUGCGCUCAGUGGUGCUGCGGGCCGGCGGGCAGCAGGUGACCCUGACCACGCACGCGCCCUUCGGCCUCGGGGCCCAGCUCACCAUUCCCCUGAGCCAGGUCUCCUGCAUGGCCCACCGGGGUGAGGUCCCUGCCAUGCUGCCUCUGAAGGUCAAAGGCAGGCGCUUCUACUUCCUCUUGGACAAGGCUGGACACUUUCCCGACACUCAGCUCUUCGACCACACGGUGGGAGCCUACCGGAGCUUGUGAGGAAGGGGGCCCA
Molecule: messenger RNA, 586 nt
Organism: Ochotona princeps (American pika)
Lineage: Eukaryota; Metazoa; Chordata; Mammalia; Lagomorpha; Ochotonidae
Gene: TMEM223
Product: transmembrane protein 223
Exons: 2
Coding region: 1-573 (190 amino acids)
Biological process (GO): nervous system development
Cellular component (GO): mitochondrion
Source: RefSeq, a predicted model, not a curated record